AUGGCACCCAAAAACCGCUCUCCAACCCCAACUCCAACUCCAACUCCAUCGAAAUCCUCUCCCAAGUCCUCUUCCAAAUCCUCCAAAUCCUCAAAGGCCUCCUCAUCCUCAUCCUCAUCCUCAUCCUCUUCCUGGACCAAAACUCUCACCACAAGCGCCAUCCUCCUCGCUCUAUUCUCAGCCAUCUACUUUUAUCUCGACUCGCAGCUUGAGCGGUUUUACAUCUUCUCGCCAGCGCAACUGCAUGACCUCUCUGUGCGGGCGAUUGCCGCUCAUGGCAACGACACCAAGAGCGUGGUGAGCUACAUUGUGGGGGAGUUGAGCGAGAAGCUGCCGGGCGGGUACGUGAAUCUGGACGAGGAAUGGAUUUUUAACAAUGCCGGGGGUGCCAUGGGGGCAAUGUACAUUAUCCAUGCUAGUAUCACCGAAUACCUCAUCAUAUUCGGCACCGCCAUCGGUACAGAAGGCCAUACCGGCCGCCACACUGCCGACGACUACUUCCACAUCCUCGCCGGCACCCAGCUUGCCUACUUGCCGGGCUCCUAUGAGCCUGAGAUCUACCCCCAGGGCAGCGUGCAUCAUCUCCAGCGUGGUACCGUCAAGCAGUACAAGAUGGAUGAGGCGUGCUUUGCCCUCGAGUACGCGAGAGGGUGGAUCCCACCUAUGCUCGGCUUUGGGUAUGCAGAUACUCUUACCAGCACCCUGGACUUCCCGACGCUGUGGAGGACGACGUGGGUCACCGGCCGGGAGAUGAUUGCGAAUCUCCUGAGGGGAAAGCUCCACUGUCAUCCAGGACUCUCAAGACUCCAAGACGAAGAGCAAGAGCAAGAGCAACAUGGAGACUGGAUAGCAACAGCACCAGCGCUGACGUUAAAGCCUGAAGAUGAUGAAAAAACGCCUCAUUCACACACACAUACACACACACCAAGAUCUCACUCACCACGUCUCCUCUUCUCGAUCUCGAUAUCCGUGCCAGGCAUGCAAGCAGCACGCAAGGAUAUCAGUCUUCGCGAGAUCUCCUCCCCAUCGUCUCCUUCGCGGAGUCAUAUUCCAUCUGCGAAACCGCGAUGGCGUCUCAUCUUAUGUCAUCUGGUCCCGAAACCGGAAACCGAAACUGAUAUCAACAAAUCUUCAGAUUUGAGACUCCAAACCGAUGCUAUCGUAGCGAAGAAAAUUAUAUCGUAUCAUCAGAAGACCAUCCAUCAUCCGAAAAGCCAUAAUAUAAUAAAUAUAUACACCGAAUAA
Molecule: messenger RNA, 1245 nt
Organism: Drepanopeziza brunnea f. sp. 'multigermtubi' MB_m1
Lineage: Eukaryota; Fungi; Ascomycota; Leotiomycetes; Helotiales; Drepanopezizaceae
Biological process (GO): ergosterol biosynthetic process
Cellular component (GO): endoplasmic reticulum
Source: RefSeq, a predicted model, not a curated record